CGCCCUCCACCCCGACCGCCAUGGCGCGGCGCGCCGUCCCCGCCGCCCUCCUCCUGCUCCUCCACCUGCUGCCCGCGGCGACGCCGGACGCUCCUCCGCCAAGUGCCGGCGGCGACGACCCGCGGUGCCACCCGAGCCCUCCGCGGCGCGGCGCCGUGGCGGUGUACCCGAGCGACAUGGCGCAGCUGCAGUUCCUCCUCAACGCCAAGUUCGUCGAGGCGGAGUGGUUCCUCCACGCCGCGCUCGGCCGCGGCGUCGACUCCCUCGACCGCAACCUCUCCGCCGGCGGGCCGCCCCCCUCCGGCGCGCGCAAGGCCGCCCUCGACUUCCGCACCACCGAGGUCGCCGCCGAGCUCGGCUACCAGGAGGUCGGCCACAUCAGGGCGAUCACCCAGUCCAUGGGCGGCUUCCCGCGCCCGGCGAUCGACCUCAGCGACGGCCGGUUCGCGGCGGUGAUGGACGAGGCAAUGGGGGCUCGCCUCGACCCGCCGUUCGACGCCUACGCCAGCAGCGUCAACUUCCUCCUCGCCUCCUAUAUCCUCCCUCACAUCACCACCUCUGCCGCCGUCGGCAUCAGCCCCUCCCUCAUUGGCUUCGCCUCCAAGCGGCUGCAGGCGAGCAUACUGGCGGUGGAGGCGGGGCAGGACGCGGUGAUCCGGCUAUUGCUGUACCAGCGCGCCGACGAGGUGGUGGCGCCGUACAAGGGGCACACGGUGGCGGAGUUCACUCGGAGGAUCUCCGACUGGAGGAACGGCGCUUCGAGGUGCGGCGCCAAGGACGAGGGCGUCAAGGUGCUCGACCGGCGGCAGGGCGCGGAGCGGCGCACCAUCAGCAACAUCCUCGGCGCCGGCGACGACUCGCUGGGGUUCGCGCGCACGCCGGCCGAGGUCCUCCGCAUCCUCUACGGCUCACGCAACGAGCAGAUCCCCGGCGGCUUCCUCCCCCGCGGCGGCAACGGCACCAUUGCCAGAGGAUUCUUCCAGCUCGCCUAAGAUCACAAAAAUACUCGCAAUUAAUGCUUUUACAUGCUUAAUAUCGUUGUUUUUAGAUACAUUUGAUCUUCAUUUAUGAAAAAAAUAUAAAUAAAACAAAUAUAA
Molecule: messenger RNA, 1097 nt
Organism: Oryza brachyantha (malo sina)
Lineage: Eukaryota; Viridiplantae; Streptophyta; Magnoliopsida; Poales; Poaceae
Product: desiccation-related protein PCC13-62-like
Exons: 2
Coding region: 21-992 (323 amino acids)
Source: RefSeq, a predicted model, not a curated record